Chlamydomonas reinhardtii is the source of this 2627-nucleotide messenger RNA. RefSeq lists its product as uncharacterized. Lineage: Eukaryota; Viridiplantae; Chlorophyta; Chlorophyceae; Chlamydomonadales; Chlamydomonadaceae. Gene Ontology annotation, biological process: regulation of monoatomic ion transmembrane transport; potassium ion import across plasma membrane. Gene Ontology annotation, molecular function: inward rectifier potassium channel activity. The record is from RefSeq and is a predicted model, not a curated record. Bases 203 to 2224 code for a protein of 673 amino acids. Gene Ontology annotation, cellular component: plasma membrane. The transcript has 9 exons.
CGCACAACGUUGCCUUGUGCUUCAGCUCCCAGAUGCCGGCUAAAGGAGCUUGCUUCAGGCGACAGCCAGCUGUCCGCCGUCGGACCGAAGUCCGUCAGUUCCAGCGCAUGCAACCCUGGCACGCGCGGGAAGGUGCCCUGGUCACAGCCUUACUCCGCUUACAGUCUAGUCUUGAUAUUUUGUAUAGUUUUACCUGUCAAGAAUGCCCUCAAGUAGCCCCGGAACGACCGGGAGCGACCGCUUUAUGCGAAUGCCGCGCGGUGAUAGUGGCAGCGAGUCUCUCAUUGCCUCGACAACACGAAGACUCUCGCGUAUACGUAUUCCAUUCAAAGCGCCCUCGCUGCUCGACCGUUCCGCACCUUACUUCUCCGGCAUCAAGCGAUUUGGUAUCAGCAAGUUUCAGCACUACUUUCAGGACCCCUUCCACACGCUGCUGAACCUGCCAUGGCCGCGCUUCAUCUUCAUCUUCUUCCUGACAUACGUUGCGGAGUUCAUGCUGUUCGCAUUCCUGUUCUUGGCUCAGACCGACAAGUGUGUGAUCGGCAUGAACGGCAAGUUCGCGCACGCGCUGUGGAUGUCGUCGCGCACCGCCUCCACACUGGGUUUCGACCAGAUCCACCCCAACCCCGACUGCGUGCUGGUCAACCUCACAGUCAUGCUGCAGGUCAUCGCCAGCUCGCUGGUCAACUUCAUCAUGCUGGGUCUGGUGUUUGCGCGCUUCUCAGCGCCGUACAAGCGGGCCUCCACCAUCAGGUUCUCCUCUGUCAUGGUUUGCAACCGGCACCCGGCCAGCGGCCACUGGUGCCUGUCGCUGCGUGUGGCCAACAUCCGCAAACACCAGAUCCUGAAGCCCUCGCUGCGCAUGGUGCUGACGGCCGUGGACUCCAUCACGCCCUCCAACUACCUGUUUGAGCACCUGCCCAUCGACAGCCUGCACACACAGGAGACCAACCUGGAGCUGGGCUUCCCCGCCAACGUGACGCACGUGAUCUCCCCCGCCAGCCCGCUGUACAACCUGUCACUGCUGGAGAUGGACACACGCAUGAUGGAGAUCCUGGUGUUUGUGGACGGCAUCGACGCCAUGACCAGCAAGAACAUGACCGCCCGCCACGCCUACAACAGCAGCGCCGACAUAAAGGUCAACGAGGCCUUCCUGCCGCUGCACCUGGAGAUGCGCGGCAAGGCGCUGGGGCUGGACUUCUCCAGCUUCGACGGCACGCAGCUGGCCAGCACGGAGCUGCUGUCCGAGUACAACGCCGACCCGGGGCUGGCGGAGCGCCCGCUGCCCGAGGUGCAGUCGCACAUGUGGCACCUGAGGCACAUGACCUUCAAGCGGCUGACGGAGCGGACGGAGGGCGCCGUGAGCGCAGGCGGCGCGCCGCCGGCAGCGGGGGCAGGCGCAGCGGCAGGAGGGGGAGGGGCAGGAGGGGGAGGGGCAGGAGGCGUGGGUGGCGGGGUGGGGGGCAUCCACGGGGCGGGUCUGGGCCGCUCCGGCGCCAUGCACCUCCCGCCGUCCUCCGCAGCGGCGGCGGCGGGUCUGGGCGGGCACGGCGUGCGUGGCGGCGGCAUGGACAGCGGGAGUGUGUCGACGCCUAGCGCCGCCGCUGGCGGAGGCGGCGGAGGCGGAGGCGGAGGCCACUCGUUGAACCCCUUCACGGCGCACAUGGGCAUGGGUGCCGGCGGUGGCGGCGGCGGCGGCGGUCUGACUGGGUUUGGCUCUGGGUCCGGCGGUGGCGGCGGCGGCAGAGCUGGUGGAGUGGGGAGUGGCGGCGGCGGCGUCGGCGGGACGGGCAGUGGCGGCGGCGGGGCGAGCUCGUGGAUGGGGUUUGGCAUGACGCUCCAGCCCUCCCCGCCUCCCUCCGGCGUGCCCAUCUCCCAGUACCUAGGCCUGCAGCACACGGGGCUUCAGUCCUUUGCCGACCUGCCCGCGCCCCACCAGCCCGGCUUCUCAACCAUCGCCUACACGUCAGCAGGCGCGCCUGGCGGCGGCGGCGCCGCCGCCGCGGCGGCGCCUCUGGCGGCGGCGGCGCCGCCGGCGGCGUACCACCACCUGCCGCCGCCGCACCCGCAGCAGCACUACCCGCAGCCCGGGCAAGCGGGUGGCGCGACAGGCGGCGUGGGGCGCCCAGGAGGGGUUGGCGGGCUGCCGCCUGGAGGUGCGGUGGAGAUGCUGCCGACGUCGUCACCGGCGAUGGCUGGGGAGCCGCGUCUCAAUGGGAGAUGAACGCGGGCAUGGGCUGGGCGAGGGGUUUGAACGGUGCGCAGUAGGUGGGUACAUAGAGACAGAAGUGUCUGGUAUGGAGUCUGGUGUGGAGGUUUGUGUGCCGCCAGGACUUGCAUGCUGGGUACCGAUUUGCGUGGGAAAUGCACGGUGAGUGCGUCAGAGCCUCAGAUGCCCCUGGUCGGCUGGGCAGUGACAGUCCGCUGGCGAAUGUUGGCUGUAGAAUUCCCGAGUUGCUAAUGGAGAGGAGUACACGAGAGGAGUGCUUGUAAACGAUCGAGGAGUGAGGCUGUUGGUGGUAACGUGGUACGUGCUGGUGAUGAUUGGACCAGCGUCACUGACGGCACCGCUGACCGCUCCUCGUCACCGCUCUACGUGGCGGCCCGGAAUGUAAAGACGUGCUUGU